AGCACAUUAUCUUUCACAGCAGCUUCAUUGGUAGUUUGAUAAAGCAGAAGAGCCAAGCUUUCUGCUCCGUAUAGUGUUGCUCCCAGGACCCUACUCAAGCGACUAAUGGAAACAUUGCCGGAUCUUUCCACCAAGGCAAGAUACCCAAAGGCAACUUCUUCCACUAUUAUCCAACCUCUACAAUCACUGGCUUCCUCAACAUCCACUACCCAGAUCAUUCAACCUUUCGCCGGAUACUCGGCCACUACUACGCUUCAUCCAAUUGCAGCUAUUUCUACUUCUCUCCCUUCUACUGUCUCCGGCACAAUGCGGCGAUCAAACAACGUGGCCGAGAUCCCUCUCCCUAUCACCUAUACACCGACCACACACCGAAUCAGCAAAGCGAAGAAAGGGAAACGAGUACACGCUUGUGAAUUCCCCGGUUGCAAUAAAGUAUUCACUCGCGCAGAGCAUCGAAGACGACAUGAGUUGAACCACAACCCGGAGGCUUCCUUCCCAUGUACUUACGAAGGUUGCCGUAAAGCGUUUCAUCGAUCUGAUCUUUUACAGCGCCACAUGGAAAGACAUGAACUAGAGGGCCAGUCUGACAGUGGAAUGUCACAGCAAUGGCGGCAUCAGAGCAAGUCCGCCUCUAUCACAUCUGCUCCUACCACUAUGAUAACAUCAGUGCCAUUAGAUGUCACAUCUGCAUCGUACCCGACCAGCCAGGUCUCCACUCCUUUGUCCUCAGCAAGCCCAGUGAUUGGAAGUGCAAUCCAUCCAGAUCUUGCUGGUGAUUACUCUUUACCAUGGAACGGCAUGGAGAUUCCUCUUCAACCUCGCCCAGCGGUUUUUGGAAGCCACAUUCGUGACUCCCCGGAUGACUUACCUUUCUACUCUUCUCCAGAUACCUGUGGCUCUCCAGCGUCGGACGCGGCUGGGUAUGGACUACCACCGCACCCUUCCUCUGCCCCAACUUCGGUCAUGGAGCCGUUCGCCUAUUCAGAUCUUACCGCGUCACCUCUACAGCUUCCAGCGGCUACACGCGAAUGGGAUGGCUUGGAUAUCGUCUCUUCCGCCCCUAACAUGAUGCCACUCGCCCUAGACGGAAACCAGAUGAUUCACCCAGUAGAGUCUUCAGUGCCAAUACCCCUCUCACACCUGGAUGGGGAUGAAUGGUAUUCAUUACGACGAGAGCUCACUUCAGCGCCCGGGGUCCUUUCCGGAGACGACGGCAUGGAAAUCAUUGACACUGUAAAAUGGCAAGAUUGUUUUGAGUGCUAUUGGGAACACUUUCAUCCCUUAUUCCCUAUCGUCCACCGCCCUACUUUCUUCACUACUAAACCUAGCCCACUCUUGUCUGGCGCCAUGGUUGCAAUCGGUUCUCAGUUCGAUACACGGCCGAACGCAAAGGAAUACUCCUUGGCUCUUCUCGAAGCUUGCAACAAGUUACUGGCCAAGCGGCCGGCGAUUACCAGUAGAUCUCGAGUGAACGAUAUCCAGGCUGUCUUCCUGCUCGAGCAUCUGUCGAAAUUUAGGUCACGGAAGGCGGAUGUACAGAUCUCCCAUCGGUUUCGCAGUUUAUAUGGAAGUUUUAUGCAAGAUAGACAUUGGGUACAUGUGAAUCCUCUUGCUGUUUUGAACACCCUGCCUCCCGACUCCUCGCAUGAUGCUUUAAAUAGAGCACAAAAGUUCUGGGUUGAACAUGAAACCAGGCGUCGUGUCUUGCAAGCUGCGUUCAUCCUGGACGUUUUGCAAUCCAAACUUUUUGGCCAGCCCUCCGUUUCAGUGCAACCUAGUUCCAAUCCAUUCAACAGGCAACCGCAGAUCUCGCAAGCAACCAAGAUUCCUUUUCCGUGCUGUGCGGAGUUGUGGGAGAGCAAAGAUUUAAGCCAAUGGGUCUCUUUAGCUCGAUCCUACGUCUCUUUAUCUCUUCCUUCCGCUGCCGCUAGCAUCCAUCGACUUUCCGGGCUUCGACCGGAAGGACUGGAUUAUUUCCAAGCCUUUCUGAUUCUAACUUAUAGUUUCUCUUCCUACGUUGACACCGAAGACGAAGGCUUGCCAAAUAACCCACUAAACGCUCUCAUCACAUUUUUCCAAGGUCAACCCGGAAGUCAUCACUCUCAAAUCCUUUUUAGCUAUCAUACUCUGAUGGCCGUACGGUAUACGCCAUUACACACCCUACUUACGGUCAGUGGCGAGUCAUGGCUCUUCAAUCAAAAGAUUGCCCAGGAAGGCGAGUUCUGGAGUGCGAAGACAAAAUUACGACAGUGGGUAUCUGAUACCGACGAUGUCAAAAAAGCUAUCUGGCACGCUGUGAGGGCUUUACAUUAUGCUAUACAUAGCCCUGAAUGGCAAUCGUCUACAGCUACUCCUAUUACAGUCAAUACCGCUUGGACCAGAAAUGUGCCUGUGAUAAAAUCCGCAGCGGCGGGUCCAUCUACCAUGCUACAGGCGACUUGGAGCGUCUAUACUUGCGUUCUGAUAUGCUGGGCAUAUGGAUUUGAUUAUAACAAUCUCGCACGAUCAGAAACAGAAAAUCCACCAGAUCAUCAGGCCGAUGAAGCACGGACAUACAUUCAUAACAUGAUAUCCUUGGCUCCGACCUGGAGACAAAUAUCUCAAACAAACAUUCCAGCAGCAGUGCGUUGCAACAUGUAUCCACUCUUGCAAUAUAUACGGAUGACUCAGCUUCAUGAAGGCCGUACCGGAGGUCUACUCCAUGAAGCCAAUCGAGUACUUGCUCGAUUGUCCGAACCUAGAGGUGCACGAGGUGAAAUAAGGGGCAUGUGGAGUUUCUAGCCCCUGUUCUGCUUGCCGUUAGCUGCAAAGCAUAUUCUUCUAUUCAUGUUUUCUUAAGAUUUACCAUUCAAUCUUUCCCCAGACUCAAAGUAAGUUGGCGAAAGACUUUGUAACGAUGUACAUACAUACGACUUCUGAUGUGGGAUGGCUUUCGGGAUGGUAUGGCGUUUUAGACUACGAUUCCUCAAUCUUUUCUUUUCUCUCUUCGCAUUUGAUACUUGUUGAUUAUGACGUUUUCUUAUCUUACCAGAAUUCUGUCCUGUGAUACCUCUUGUGUAUUAUAUACCCUGUCUUAUUUCCCAUACAGAUAACGCACUGCUUACAACAUGACAUUCCUCUGAUCUUACCGUUGCGAAGUUAGAUAGAUUGUACAUAGAAAUCAAUUUGUUUCAUGG
Messenger RNA from Talaromyces stipitatus ATCC 10500, 3176 nucleotides. Its product is annotated as C2H2 finger domain protein, putative. The record is from RefSeq and is a predicted model, not a curated record. Bases 106 to 2781 code for a protein of 891 amino acids. NCBI's taxonomy places the organism in Eukaryota, Fungi, Ascomycota, Eurotiomycetes, Eurotiales, Trichocomaceae. Gene Ontology annotation, molecular function: RNA polymerase II cis-regulatory region sequence-specific DNA binding; zinc ion binding; DNA-binding transcription factor activity, RNA polymerase II-specific. Gene Ontology annotation, biological process: DNA-templated transcription; regulation of transcription by RNA polymerase II. The transcript has 3 exons. Gene Ontology annotation, cellular component: chromatin.